Molecule: messenger RNA, 540 nt
Organism: Manduca sexta (tobacco hornworm)
Lineage: Eukaryota; Metazoa; Arthropoda; Insecta; Lepidoptera; Sphingidae
Gene: RpS24
Product: 40S ribosomal protein S24
Exons: 2
Coding region: 99-497 (132 amino acids)
Biological process (GO): translation
Cellular component (GO): ribosome
Molecular function (GO): structural constituent of ribosome
Source: RefSeq, a predicted model, not a curated record
UUUUUAAUUUGACAUUGGCAACACUGACACGUUCUUUUUCUCCUGUAAAGUGCGGAGACACGUGCGUCUAUACGCCGAAAUCUCAAAAAUAAUUAAAAAUGAGUGAAGGUACAGCGACUAUUCGCACGCGCAAAUUCAUGACCAACAGAUUGUUGGCGCGCAAGCAAAUGGUGUGCGAUGUUCUGCACCCGGGCAAGCCGACCGUCAGCAAGACCGAGAUCAGGGAGAAGCUGGCCAAGAUGUACAAGGUGACGCCUGACGUUGUGUUCGUGUUCGGUUUCAAAACCAACUUUGGUGGUGGCAAAUCGACCGGAUUCGCGCUCAUCUACGACACCCUGGACUUGGCUAAGAAGUUCGAGCCCAAGCACAGGCUGGCACGCCACGGCUUGUACGAGAAGAAGAGGCCCACACGCAAACAGCGCAAGGAACGCAAGAACAGAAUGAAGAAGGUGCGCGGUACAAAGAAAUCCAAAGUAGGCGCGGCCUCCAAGAAGUGAUGUGAUGGUUAGGACUGUAAGUAAAUAAAAAUACAAAAAAAUA